AUGAAUAGAACUAUGGAAGUCCAGAGCCCUUACAAUCCAUACGCCAACCUCCCCCGAACCAACCCACCAACACCAGUCUCCGCUCGCGCAUUCAACCAUCCCCUCCCCGAGUCUCCUCGCCCAUCUCUAGGUUCAAGACCUCAUCAAAUGUCCCCACGUCCAUCUUUGGGAUCUCGCCCAGCUCAAAUGUCACCACGACCAUCAUUAGGAUCCCGACCUGUCCAAAUGUCUCCCCGACCAUCCCUCGGCUCUCGACCACCCGUCCAAAUGUCUCCCCGUCCAUCAAUGGGAACACGCUACCCCAUCGCCCUCUCCCCCCGUCCCUCCUUCGCAGCAGCCGCAAACCAACCUCUCCCGCAAUCGCCACGUCCCUCACUCGACGCAACAGUCCCUCGUCCCUCGUUAGACAAAACCCCGCCGUCACCACGCAAGCACUUCAGUCGCUCCGCCUGGGACCGCGGACCUCUCUUGCUCGGAAGUGACAGUCCGCCUCCCAUGUACCCGGCCGAGGCGCGCGCGCGGUCCAAGUCGCCCAAGUUGAAGAUGGAGGAUGUGAGCUUGGAUCCGGCGCCGGAGUAUCGCAGACAUGAGGUUGAGGUUAGGGCGGAGGUGGAGAAGAUGAAGGCGGAUGAGGAGAAGGAGAAGGAGAAGGAGAAGGAAAAGAAGGAGAAGAGACAGGGAUGUGCGUGUGCGAUUAUGUGA
Molecule: messenger RNA, 702 nt
Organism: Glarea lozoyensis ATCC 20868
Lineage: Eukaryota; Fungi; Ascomycota; Leotiomycetes; Helotiales; Helotiaceae
Exons: 1
Coding region: 1-702 (233 amino acids)
Source: RefSeq, a predicted model, not a curated record